AUGGAUCUGUCAGCCAUCAACGUACCAACCGCUUACAACCUUUCAUCUCAUCAACAUUCACCACAGCAAUCUGAUCAUCAGCACCACCACCCACACCAUCAUCCGAUUUAUACGAACAACGAAACCACCAAACCACGCAGUGCCUUUCAUCGUCAUCAACCCACAUCGAUGCCAUCACCACCGGAGCUGAUGCACGAUAGCGAAGAAGAUGAAGAAGAAUCAACUGGAUCCCCCAUCAUGACAGCUAUGCAACUUGAUGUGGCACAACCUAGCAGCACACCCUAUCAUUCGAUUCGUAAAUCAACACCCCAUCGAUCACCACCUGCUGUCAAGGAUGCUAUUCAAGCUAGCGCUGUCGAUAAAAGUGUUGUGUUUCAGCUUGAUGUGCGAUCACAUCCUUUCUUUCCAGCAUCAACAACAUCAUCAGCAGCACGCAUGUCAUCUUCUCCUGCUGCUUCAUCAUCAUCCCAUGACCAAGCACCAAUGUGCCCAGAGUGCAAGUUGACUAAUUGUUGUGGAAUGGCCUGCACUUCUCGUGUGAUUUGUGGUGAAUCAUUGCUUACUGCCUUGAGAAAACGUGUUGCCCAAGCUCGUAGCGAACAACAACCAAGACGUCGUCAACGUUUGGCAAUCCAAAAUCGCCCCUCAUUCAAGCGCUCUACUGCCACUUCUACAAGAAAAUCCACUCACAUUGACAUACCCCGAGUAGCAGCUUCUUCAAGGCAACAUUAUCAUUCUUCGGAAGAAGAUGAUGAUGCUGAUGAUGAUUACACUGAAGUGAGCGCCGAAGAUGAGCAAGAAAAACGCCUUAGGGAAAUUCGAAGACGACCAUGGAUCGAUCAUCCUGAUCAAUCAACACCAUCAUCAUCAUCACAAUCUACAUCACCCACAACAACAACACCACAACAACAACCAUCACCAACACAAAGUAACAAGGAUCAUUCACCACAAGAGCAACAACCCGCAUUGAGAAAAAGAUCACCACCUGCUGGAAGACCUUCUCGUGUCAAGGGACCUUGCCAAGCUUGCCAGGAGUCUUCUGAUGGAUGUAUGCGUAAAGCAUUCAAUUGGCCUUUCCCAACCAGUUCUGUUUACAAUGACAAAGGCAGGAAGUUUGUCUAUCUUUGCAACAAGUGUGGCUUAAGAUACAACAAGAGUGGAGGAUGCGUAUGCCGUAAUUGUCGAUGGGUCUUUUGCAAGGAGGAAAAACGCAAGGCUAUGCAACACAUUGAGCAAAUGAUUCGGUCUCGACCAGAUGGCCAUGUUGAUCCGGAUGAAGAUAUCGAAGGCUUUGUAUGCACACCCAAAUAUUGGACAUGUGGACGCCCAUGGAAGGUUGGUUGGGUCUUGCAAAACAAUGCAGAAGAAGAUGAAGAUUUGCAAGAUGCCACUGACUAG
Lichtheimia ornata is the source of this 1398-nucleotide messenger RNA. RefSeq lists its product as uncharacterized. NCBI's taxonomy places the organism in Eukaryota, Fungi, Mucoromycota, Mucoromycetes, Mucorales, Lichtheimiaceae. The transcript has 2 exons. The record is from RefSeq and is a predicted model, not a curated record. The coding region runs from base 1 to 1398 and encodes 465 amino acids.